Megachile rotundata (alfalfa leafcutting bee) is the source of this 2594-nucleotide messenger RNA. RefSeq lists its product as uncharacterized. Gene Ontology annotation, molecular function: ATP-dependent DNA damage sensor activity; ATP hydrolysis activity. The record is from RefSeq and is a predicted model, not a curated record. Gene Ontology annotation, cellular component: mismatch repair complex. NCBI's taxonomy places the organism in Eukaryota, Metazoa, Arthropoda, Insecta, Hymenoptera, Megachilidae. Gene Ontology annotation, biological process: mismatch repair.
UUUAUUUUCACCACUUUUCAUACAGUGCAUAACUUAUUUAAACUAAUUGUUUAUUCACUUAAUUACUAAUUUGUGAAACGCCCGUGCCAAAUUUGUUUAUUCGAUGCGGCGCCAUUUUGAAAAAGUGGUGUAUUUAAUCCUGUUGCUCAUGCGCAGUUCUGAUGAGAUACCUCUUUCGUUGGCUACCUCCUUUUCUUUUCUGCGCUCCUGAUAAUUGGAGUAGUCCAAGAACGCAGUCCGUUAGAUGGCGCUGAUUCGAUUUUCAAAAAUCGAUCAUUUCGAUUAUUUACUAUACGUGAUUGAAAUCCAGCAUUUCCAGCAGAAAUUGUGACAAAUUUUCGAAUUUGAAACUUUGAAUAUUCAGAAAUUCGUGGUUUUGGUGAUUUCGAAAUCGGAUUUUGAAAUUCUAUGUCAUUGGAUUUAUUGUCCUGAUAUUUAAAAUGGAUUCUCUGACCGCUGGCACAUUAAAUGUGACAAAUAUUACAAAAUGCAUACUGGAAUUGGUGUCGAAUUCUUUAAACGCAAACGCUACAUCAAUCGCCAUUCGAAUUCACGCAGAAAAUCGUAAAAUUCAAGUAAUUGACAAUGGCAUAGGGAUAUCUAAAAAAAAAUUGAAAAUACUUGCAGAAUACAAUGAUCAGAUUCCGUAUAACUAUUGGAAUGUACAAGAUGUUUGUAAUUUGAAAAAACAGACUAUUUUAAAUAUUCGUAAAUUAUCGGACUCUCUUCUAAUAAUUUCUAGGCACUGUAACUCGUCCAAAACAUAUAUGAAGAUUUUUAAAGUGUAUCAAAAUCCAAAAAUUGUUAAAACUCAAGGAAGACCUUCACAUGGUACUACAGUAAGCAUUCAUGGAUUCCAUGAAUUAUCAUUAAACAAGUGGAACUUACCUUUAAUGUGUAAUUUAAUUGCAAAUGUUGCUAUAGCUAAUCCCCAGGUUUCCAUCUCUAUCAGGGAUGAUCAAGAACAAAAAGUUAUUUUGAUAAUCACUAAACCACAUAAUCCAACAGAUAUUUUUAAAUUAUUAUAUAAAAAAGAAGUAAUACUUCACAAUACGUGGUACAUACAGAAUAUGGAGGAAUUGAAUGUUAAGUUCUGUGCAUAUGUUGGGUUGUCUGACACUAAAACAAAUGCAACCCAACAUGUCUUUUUAAAUAACAAACUAGUUCAUUGCCCUUUAAUUUUGAAAGUAACUUCAGCAACUUUUAUUGAUGCAUUCAGCUGCUUUGCAAAAAUACACUGUAGACAGGCACUGAGUAAAAAGACAGUCUUUGUUUUAAUUUUUGUUACAUGUACUGAUUACAUCUUUGCAAUAGAACAUGGAAAGAAAACUUUAAUUUUACCUAGCAUUCAGGAAUUAUUACAAAAUAUUAGAAAAGAAAUAUUGAACAUUUUUACAAAAAAUGUUACACCUCUUUUUGAUAACAUUCCUGGACAUGUUAAAAAACAUAAGAAUUUACCAUGUAAUUACACGAAUAAGUUGAACACUGCUGAGUUGUUGAAAAAUGUGUCAAUUCCUCAGUUAUCUUUAUCGCAAAAGAGCCGUAGACGGCUCACGAUAUAUAAUGUUAAAAGAAAAGUCACAAAGUUGAAAAUUUCACAGACUCGUAAAAAUAACGAAAGUAUAUCUAAAGUAACUUCGAUCAAUCAAUUACGAAUUGACAAUUUUAUUACCAAAGAAAAAUUAUGUCAAGAUAGCGGCAAUACAGUAUUAUUAACAACAAAUAAAAUAAUUGAUAUUACGCCUAUUUCACAAGAUGACAAUGUUAAUAAAGAGCUCACAAUGUUGAGCCCAUAUGAAUGGUCAGAUUGGUCUUAUUCUGGCAAAAAGUCAUGCAAUAUAAAAAAGACACAAACAGUAUCUAGGAUAAAUCAUUUUCGGAAUAACUUUAUGGAGUUUUAUAAACGUUUUGAUUUUUUACCAGAAAAGCUCCAUAAGCAGCUACGUGGCAAUAUCAAAUUGACAAAAAUUGAUAUCUUGAAAGAGCUUGAAAAUGACUCUACAAUGAAAUUGAAGUCGGGUUUGAAAAGUAGAUAUUCAGUUCAUACAUAAAAAACAACUUGCUGAAACUGUUUCAUUUUGUACAUUUAAUUCCAGAUACAUUAAUUCAUCAAGAAUUUGAUAUACGUCCAUGUAAAGUUGCUCAACCUUUUAGUGAGUUCAGACUAAAGAAAGAAUUUCUACAGUUUCUGAAAGUAUGUAAUUCAUAAAUAUAGUAAGUAAAUUCAAUUGUAGUAAAGAUGAUCAUAUUUUCAGAUACUGGGUCAAAUAAAUAACGAGUUGAUAGUAGGAUUGAUAAAUCAGAAUGAUAUAAAGAUUCUACUAUUAAUGGAUCAACAUGCUGUUCAUGAAAGAAUAAGAUACGAAAACUUACUUCACAGUAAAUAUACUUUGUGGCUUUAUACGAGAACCGAUCAAAUAAAGAAUAUUGAUGUUUAUUGCAUAACUUAUUUUCAGAAUAUAAGUCACAAACAAGUUACUUGCUGUUCAUAAAAUUAAAAGAUCCUAUUGCAAUAAAGCUAUCCGCAGAUAAGUGUAAUUUGUUAAUAUUAAAUAAAGUUACUUUAACAAAAUUUGGGAUACGUUUUAACAUAA